This is a messenger RNA of Rubroshorea leprosula, 1133 nucleotides long. Lineage: Eukaryota; Viridiplantae; Streptophyta; Magnoliopsida; Malvales; Dipterocarpaceae. The record is from the annotation of a GenBank genome assembly.
GUGGGCCACUCUGAUGUUAGAAAACCUUAUUCUUCAAGCAAGCAAGCAUGAUGGCUUUGAUUCUUUUCUUUACAGCCUCUUAAUCCUAAUAAGCCUUUGUUAUACAUUUAUGUCAAGUUGGCCUGACCUAGACUUGGUUCUGAAUUCAUGUGUACCAUACCUUUCGUUUUAUUCCUUUUGGAUUAAUUUUGCUAAACUGCAAGUUGGGAACUUGGGCGAAUGCGUGUUGAAUAUACGCGAAAGUUUUUUCGAAAGAAAGCUGCAAUUUCGGAAUUUUGUCGAAUGGAAGCUGAAUAUGUGCGAAAGAAACGUGAAUUUUUGCGAAGGGAAGCUGAAUUUAUGCGAAGGGGAGCUGAAUGUAUGCCAAGGGAAGUUGAAUUUUUGCGAAGCGAAGCUGAAUUUUUGCGAAAGGAAGCUGAAUGUAUGCAAAAGGAAGCUAAAUGUAUGCAAAAGGAAGCUGAAUGUAUGCUAAAGGAAGCUGAAUUGACACCAGGGGAAGCUAAAUGUAUAGAAAUGGAACUUGAAUUCACGCGAAUGAAAGCUAAUCUGAUGCGAACUUACGCUGCUGAAUUUAUGCGAGGGGAAGCUGAAUUUGAGACUUUUCUGAAAGCCCAAAACCUGGGUAAGAAAAAGAAAGAGGAUGAAGAAGAGGACGAGGGGCCAGACGACGAAGGGCCGGAGGGCGGAGGGCUGGAGAAGGACGAGGGACCGGAAAAGGACGAGGGACCGGGGAAGGAGAAAGAAGAGGGAAAGAAACGAGCACCAGACUCUGCUUUGGAGGGUGGAAACGCACACAAGAUUUUGAAGGCAUAUUUAGCAUGCAUGGCUCUGUUGACCGCAUAUUACGUUGUGCAAAGCAUGGAGACAAUCCCAAUGCUUGUGUUGGUAUGGGUUGAGGCUUCUAAAAAAACUGGAGAAACAAAGCUUUCUUAUAAUAUUGAUGAUGGAUUUGAACUGUCAGCGAUUCGCGAAUAGGGAAGUGUGUGUUUCCGUAUAUAUGUUGGUUUUACCUCCAUUGAUCUGUUUGAGUAGGAGUGAUGUUGAUGUAGGAGAAUUGGUAUGAAUUUAGGAUUUUCUUUGAGGUAUGAUUGCUCAUGUAAACCAGAUCUGUUGUCCCGUAUAUCACCUGGCAA